This is a messenger RNA of Kluyveromyces marxianus DMKU3-1042, 336 nucleotides long. It is a transcript of the gene TMC1, whose product is annotated as Tmc1p. The record is from RefSeq and is a predicted model, not a curated record. Bases 1 to 336 code for a protein of 111 amino acids. Gene Ontology annotation, molecular function: zinc ion binding. Lineage: Eukaryota; Fungi; Ascomycota; Saccharomycetes; Saccharomycetales; Saccharomycetaceae. The transcript has a single exon.
AUGUCAGAGAUUGUUGAGAAGGAGUGCAAGAUGGAAGUUGACGAAUCUUGUGUGGCAAAUAACGGGAACGGGAAAGUGGCGACACAAUCGAGAGUGGGCAAGAAGGAUAUCAAGAAGAAGAAGAAGAAGGAUAGAUGUUGUUUCGAGAAGUGCAACAGUGCGGCGGUGAAGUUUAUUGGGGACUGUAACUUUUGUGAGGGUCAUUUUUGUUCGAAGCACCGUCUUUUGGAAAAUCAUCAGUGCCAGGGUUUGAAGUCAUGCAAGGACCAGAUGCACCAGAGAAAUGCGGAUAAACUUCACAAGGAGCAGCCUAUCAUACCCAAGAUUCACAUCUGA